Messenger RNA from Coregonus clupeaformis (lake whitefish), 1045 nucleotides. RefSeq names its product CMRF35-like molecule 8. NCBI's taxonomy places the organism in Eukaryota, Metazoa, Chordata, Actinopteri, Salmoniformes, Salmonidae. The transcript is spliced from 5 exons. The record is from RefSeq and is a predicted model, not a curated record. The coding region runs from base 1 to 1032 and encodes 343 amino acids.
AUGAGGAAUCUCAUGUCUAUCAGCAUCAGACUUCUCUGUGGCCGUCCCUGGUCAGGAGUGAUCACAAAGAGAGGGACAGAAGGAGGAAAUGCUAGCAUUCAGUGUCCUUAUGCACGGGGGUUUGAGACAUACCAGAAGUACCUCUCAAAAGGGAUCUGGGCCUACCGGGUUGAUGUCAUCAAAACCCAAACGCAUCAACACCCAACGUGGACUCAUAAAGGGAGAUACUCUCUGAAUGACGACACAGAGAGAAGAGUCUUCACUGUCACCAUCACUAACCUGACCCUAGAGGACUCAGGGACCUACUGGUGUGAAAUAAACACAUGGUGGUGGUAUCACAAGACUGAAGUCAGGUUAACUGUGGAGAGAGCUCCUUCUCCUCCCAUCCCUGGCUCCAUCACCUCCAGACCUCUCCUCUCCACGACACACCCAUCAACAAACAUCACCAUGGCAACUGACUCCUCAAACUCCACUGCAGGUGAUGUGAUGUUCUCUGGUGUUGGUCUGGGUGUUGUUCUACUACUGCUGGGUCUGCUGCUGUUCAUGUUCUUUAGACAGAGGAGAGACAGAGACAGGAGACCAACAGCAUCUAAACACUCCAACCAGGAUCAAGACACAGGAACCAUCGCUAACCCCAUCUACUUCACAGCAACCAAUCAGAACCCAGAUACAGCCUGUGAUAUCACCACCAUCUAUGCCACAGCAACCAAUAAGAAUCCAGAUACAGCCCGUGACUUCACCACCAUCGACGCCACGGCAACCAAUCCUUGUGCAGAUGACAUCUACUCCAACGUUGGUCCGUCUACAAAGGUUCCAGACAGUGUGACCUAUGCUACUGUCAACUUCCCCAGAGAUCCAGACUGUCUCCACUAUGCUACUGUCAACUUCCCCACAGAUCCAGCCGGUCUCCACUUUGCUACUGUCAACUUCCCCAGAGAUCCAGCCUGUCUCCACUAUGCUACUGUCAACUUCUCCAGAGAUCCAGCCUGUCUCCACUAUGCUACUGUCAACUUCCCCAGAGAUCCAGCCUGAUUCCACUAUAAUA